Messenger RNA from Helobdella robusta, 552 nucleotides. RefSeq lists its product as hypothetical. NCBI's taxonomy places the organism in Eukaryota, Metazoa, Annelida, Clitellata, Rhynchobdellida, Glossiphoniidae. The record is from RefSeq and is a predicted model, not a curated record. The transcript has 4 exons. The coding region runs from base 1 to 552 and encodes 183 amino acids.
AUGACGGCUGAAAACUUAAAAAGGCUGGAGAGAACAGAAAUGCAAAUAUUGAGAAGAAUAAUGGGAGUAUCGUUGAGGAAUAGUCUAAGUAAUGAGUCUUUGAGCACCACAGUUUCAAAAGAUCCGGAAAUUACUAAAAUUCAUAAUGCCAUAUUAAUCGGAAUUCAAAAUGGCGUCAACAGUCUUCUUCAAUAUGUUUCGUCAUGGGACACAUGUAAAGAAAUUUGGAAUGUAAAUAAAACUGAAUUUAUAGAAAAGUACAAAUCGCUCAAUCCGCCUGUAUCAUCGUUUGAUACUGAUAUAUACAGAUGGGUCUUGAGAUCCGCUCUGAACUUCGCAAGUGAUGGAGAAGUAGUCAGAGAAGUAGGUAGAGAGUUCCAGAGAAAAGGACCAGAAAAAGCAAAAGCAGAUUUAGCAAAAGAGUGUUUAACACGAGUUAAGAAAAAGCGAGAAGAAGACGAUCGUAAACCGGGGCGUUUAGAAGGAUUAAGUUUAAGACACAUAGAGUCAGACCAAGUGAUAAUUGAAGAAAGACAUAGAGAUAAAUUAUGA